This is a messenger RNA of Capra hircus (goat), 6055 nucleotides long. It is a transcript of the gene AMOT, whose product is annotated as angiomotin. Gene Ontology annotation, biological process: angiogenesis; actin cytoskeleton organization; establishment of cell polarity involved in ameboidal cell migration. The record is from RefSeq and is a predicted model, not a curated record. Gene Ontology annotation, cellular component: cytoplasmic vesicle; lamellipodium; bicellular tight junction. NCBI's taxonomy places the organism in Eukaryota, Metazoa, Chordata, Mammalia, Artiodactyla, Bovidae. Gene Ontology annotation, molecular function: signaling receptor activity.
GCCAACACAGGACAUCUCAUUGCCUUUGUCAGCCCGGAACUCUCAGCCUCACAGCCCUACUUCUUCCCUCACAUCUGGGGGUUCCUUGCCCUUGCUGCAGUCUCCACCAUCUACUAGAUUGUCUCCUGCCCAACACCCCUUGGUCCCCAGCCAAGGAGACCACUCGGCUCACCUGCCUAGGCCACAGCAGCAUUUCCUUCCUAACCAGGCUCACCAGGGGGAUCAUUACCGUCUCCCCCAGCCUGGCCUGAGUCAACAGCAGCCACAGUCACACCAUCACCACCAUCACCAGCAGCAGCAGCAGCCAGGAGAAGGCUAUUCCGCUAUGCCACGAGCUCAGCAGUCGUCUGCUUCAUAUCAGCCAAUGCCAGCCGACCCUUUUGCCAUUGUUUCCAGAGCCCAGCAGAUGGUUGAGAUUCUCUCAGAUGAGAACCGGAACUUGCGGCAGGAGUUGGAAGGAUGCUAUGAGAAGGUGGCGAGACUGCAGAAGGUGGAGACAGAAAUCCAGCGAGUCUCAGAGGCAUAUGAGAACCUUGUCAAGUCAUCCUCCAAAAGAGAGGCCCUGGAGAAAGCUAUGAGAAACAAGCUUGAGGGCGAGAUUCGGAGAAUGCAUGACUUCAACAGGGAUCUGAGAGAGCGUCUGGAGACGGCCAACAAGCAGCUUGCAGAGAAGGAAUAUGAGGGGUCAGAAGAUACCAGAAAAACCAUCUCUCAGCUCUUUGCAAAAAAUAAGGAGAGCCAGCGUGAGAAGGAGAAACUGGAAGCGGAGCUGGCCACUGCUCGUUCUACCAAUGAGGACCAAAGGCGACACAUCGAAAUCCGAGACCAGGCCCUGAGCAAUGCCCAGGCCAAGGUGGUAAAGCUGGAAGAAGAGCUAAAGAAGAAGCAAGUGUAUGUAGAUAAGGUGGAAAAGAUGCAGCAGGCUCUUGUACAGCUCCAGGCUGCAUGUGAAAAGCGAGAGCAGCUGGAGCACCGUCUCCGGACACGACUGGAAAGAGAACUGGAAUCCCUCCGAAUCCAGCAGCGCCAGGGCAACUCUCAGCCGACCAAUGUUUCAGAAUACAAUGCCGCUGCACUGAUGGAAAUCCUUCGUGAGAAGGAAGAGAGGAUCCUGGCCCUGGAAGCUGACAUGACUAAGUGGGAGCAGAAGUACUUGGAGGAGAAUGUGAUGAGACAUUUUGCUCUGGAUGCUGCGGCCACUGUAGCUGCUCAGAGGGACACUACAGUCAUCAGCCACUCUCCUAAUACCAGCUAUGACACGGCUCUAGAAGCUCGCAUCCAGAAGGAGGAAGAAGAAAUCUUGAUGGCUAACAAGCGUUGCCUUGACAUGGAGGGCAGGAUUAAGACCCUCCAUGCCCAGAUCAUUGAGAAGGAUGCCAUGAUCAAAGUACUGCAGCAGCGUUCCCGGAAGGAGCCGAGUAAGACAGAGCAGCUGUCAUCCAUGCGGCCAGCAAAGUCUCUGAUGUCCAUUUCCAAUGCGGGAUCAGGCUUGCUCUCCCAUUCUUCAACCCUGACUGGCACCCCCAUCAUGGAAGAGAAGCGGGAUGACAAGAGCUGGAAGGGGAGCCUAGGUAUCCUCCUGGGUGGAGACUACCGUGCUGAGUCAGUUCCUUCCACCCCUUCGCCUGUGCCGCCCUCGACUCCCCUGCUGUCAGCUCACUCCAAGACAGGCAGCCGGGACUGCAGCACCCAAACGGAACGGGGAGUAGAAUCCAACAAAACCAACGCUGUAGCUCCCAUCUCUGUUCCUGCUCCGGUUGCUGCUGCCGCCGCCGCUGCCACCAUCACUGCCGCCGCUGCCACCACCACCACCACCACCAUGGGAGCUGCUGCUCCAGUGGCUGUCGCUGCUGCCGCUGCGCCAGCCGCUGCUGCCGCCACCGCCCCGUCUCCAGCAACUGCGGCUGCUACUCUGGCUGCUGCCGUUCCUCCAGCUGCCACCGCAGCUCCAGUUCCAGCUACUGCCUCUGCUGUCACUGCUACAGUUGUUGCUCCUGUUGCCGCCGCCGCCGCCGCCACCAUUCAGGUUGCUCCAACUGUUCCGGCUCCAGUUCCAGCUCCAGCUCCGGCUCCAGUUCCAGCUCCGGCAGCGGCUCAGGCUUCUGCUCCAGCUCAGACUCAGGCACCAACUCCAGCUCCAGCUGCGGCUGCUCCUCCAGCUCCAACUCCAGCUCCAGCUCCGGCUCAGUCUGAGGCUCCUGCAAGUCCAGCCACUGGUUCUGGACCACGUCGUUUGUCUACACCAAGCCUGAGCUGCAAUCCGGAUAAGCCAGAUGGCUCUGUUUUCCACUCCAACACUCUGGAAAGAAAAACUCCCAUUCAGAUCCUGGGACAAGAGCCUGAUACAGAGAUGGUGGAAUAUCUCAUCUAAAUGGUCAAAUCAAGAGCUGCAGCGAAUCAGCAAGAAUGCUUUUAAUCAUUCUUCCCUUUUGUUUGUUCUUAUUUUGAGGGUGAGGACAAGGGUUGGGGGAGGGGAUUUUUUUAAAGGAACUUUUUAUUGAAUCAACAUAGUACUUAGGUAAUACUGUACGAACUCCAGUCUGUUCUGGUACCCUUAGGGAGUACCUCUAAAGCCAGAUCCAUUCAAAUGUGCUCUAAAGUUUAUUGUUUGGAUUUAUACAACUACUAGGACUGUUAAUAGCUGGAUAUACAUCAAUGUUCUGAACGUGCUGAAAUUUGUUUUGCAUUUCCAUAUUCCAGAUCAUUCUUUUAUAGAAGAGCACAGUAUGUUUGGAAGACUGUGUGUAACAUGUAGUUCAGAAGUGGGAAGCCAGAGAGGAUUGAGGUGUGUGCUGUUUUGUAUGGUUACCACCUAGGCAGCAUCCAGAGAGACCUCUUGCUUUGGGCUCAUGAAAGGAAAUAGUUUUAGAAGCUGUGUAAACUGGAGAAAAGGUAGGCAGUAUUGGGGUGUGGAAGGGUGCUGGAGUUGAUUUCCCCCUCCCAAUUUCCCAGCUACCCUGGGCCAGGAGAUUGUGUUUAUCUUUAUUUCAGUGGUGCUUUGGAAGUGGGUUCUUUUGGUUCCCCUCGUGGAGGUUCAUACAUUCAUAUAUAUACUCUGGAGUAAUUUAUGCAUUUGGAUAAUUAAUAUAUUGCUGUCGGAUGCUAGGAAAGUAAAUUAGCUGAGUGAUGCACAACUUCUCUCUUAGGGAAUUAGACCACCUGAGGCCUUGACGGACAGUUGCAUGAGGUGCUGUAUGCAGACUUGUGUAGUCUGUGUGGAGCCAGGAACACAGCUUGCUUGCCUUUCCUGAGACCAAGCUGCUUAGUGUUUAUUUCUUCUCCAGCAAAAUUCACUGGCUGUGUCACCAGUCUCAAACUGCUAAUCAUUGGCAAAAUGAAGAAGCAUUUUUGUUGAAAGGUUGAAGGCUUUGAAUUUUGGGUGACUGCAUUGAAAUAACUCGUGUUGUUUUCCCAAAUUCUUCACAUACGUCUUAAAAGACAAAUUUGGCUAUCACCUCCGAUGGAAUAGCAUCAGAAGCCCAAAGUACUAUGCUGCAGUCGGGGGAGAGGGUGCUGCAGCACUAUUCUCAGCUACCUCUUCUCACUGCCAGGGACUUCAUCUUGGAACACCUUUGGAGAGCAGCAACAUGUGGGCAGGGACCAACGAGGCCAUAGCCCCAAGCUUUGCCUUUGGGCUGCCUCUAGGGACACAGAAUGGCUGUCUGUUACCACAGGUCUCUGCUCUGUGUCACCUCUCUGCCCUUCAUUAAGGUGACAGAUCCACAGACAGUGUCAUUAAGAUCAUUUUUCAGGGGUAUCGGGUGGGGGGGUGAGGGAAGGAAGGGAGGUGUUAGAUAAGGUUGGGGGGAUAGGGGUUUGGGGAUGUGUUAGCUAGAAACCAGAUUAAUAGAAGAGUAGGCCUGAUAUAUUACAUUGUGAGGCAUAGUGGCUGGAAGAACUUAAGCUAUAGCUGUAUCCCCUCAUUUUAGUAAUGAGGAAUCUGAAACCUGGAGAGGUUAAAUGACUUUUUCAAGACCACACACUACAGCUUUCCAUUCUGCCAGUUACCAUACUUAUUCUGGGAAACAUUUUUUCUAUACAAAUUGCUCCUGUUUAAGAAGAGACACCAACAUAGUCCAGAGCACAUGCGUUUUGGACAGUGUCCCUGGUUUCAGUAAUUUGUCCAACGUUUUGAAUUCCUUGCUUCUCCUGCAGUGCCUUUUGCAAGGUUUUUGCUUUCCUGAUCCUUAUUUCAACAGAGUCACGUGAAACAUCCCCCUAAGAAAUCAACCUCACUUCUCUUGCUAUGGGUUUGGGUAUCAGAUCAUUUUACAGGGUUCCUCUGCAAAUGUAGGAAUGGCAUAUUUAACAAUAUUUUUGUAUUGUUCCUGAAAGGAAUUAUUUUGUCUGUGGUGAGGGAGAGACAGGAGGGAAGGUGAUGUAACUUUUCAGCCAGUCUUGACUGAAAUCUUAAAAAAUGAAAUGAUCAUCCUACACAAGUCCUCAGUCAUCAACUGAAUCCCAAAUAGAAAUGAAAAGUGCAGUUGUGUUAAUACUCACUCAUACUACCCUUUAGUCAUGGAGGGAAACCCUCACAUAAUAGAAGCAACAAGUAGCAAACCUCAGGACUGCUACUUUCUAUUCAGAUAAAUAGAAAAGAAAAGGAAGAAACCACCAUUUCAUCUACUCCUUUCAUGAUCAUGACACAUUGCUAAGUUUUUGCUAGCUCUGGGACCCAUCGUUUUAAUCACAUUUUGUAAGGUGACAAAUGUCUGCAUUCCACACUGUGUGGCAGCUGUCUCUUUAGACUCCUGUAUUUUGAGGAAAAGAAGUUCUUGGCCAACUACUAUUUUGAACUUUUCACAACUUCUCUGCCCCCUCACACCAGAGGGAGUCCCUUUUGGCUCAGUUUUUAAUCCCAGGUAAUUUGCUAAAGUAAUACGGAACAUCUAAGAGAUGGAAGAAGUCCAUGUCAGUGUUUUCUGUUUACUGGGAGGAUAGAUCCAGCCUUUUCAGAAAAUCUCUAAUAGGUGUCAUUUUAAAAAUUCAGGUUUAUGGGAGAAAUCUCAAGUUAGCCACCUUUUCAUGAUUGUGUGGAAAUAAUAACAUUUGGGGGAUUCUUCUGGACUCCCACUUAUCUAUGCAUUUUACUGGCACCUCAGGACAGGAGGGUGACCUUGUUGUCUUAACUUGUACUGCCUGGUGGUCUCUGGGGACCUUCUGAGUCAGUUGUAUACCAAUGUCCCAUGUACAGAAAAACUUCAUUAGAAUAAACAUUACUUGAUAUAAAAUUCCUAUUAACAAUUUUCUAUUAAAUAAAACUAGCUUGAGCUGUCUUUUAAGACCAUGUAUCUGAUUAUUGUUUAAUGAAGGAUUUAUUCUCAAUGCUGCUUUUGAGCUUCAGGACGACAGGAUAGUGGGAACCUAAAAUAUCUGAUGUCAUCUGCCAUGGGAAACACCAAGAGCCCAGUCGUGCAUUCUUUUUCUUGUUACAGAGUGGGUGGGGACACCAGUUGAGAAACGAACAAACUGAUUGUGCAGACUACUUUUUUGUUAAGAGCCUAACCACUCAUAAUUCGGCAGCUUCAAGUGUAUACAUAUGCACUAACUUUUAUAAAUGAUACUCUCUUGUCUGUUAGCCAUGCAAUCUCAUUAUCUCAAUUGCUCAUUCACAUUUGGAAUGUGUUACUUAAAAUGUGUGCAGUCUUGCUGAACAUGUUUUCAAAGGAAGGCAUCAGCUAUGGGCCAGUUGCCACCAAUUUCAGCCUGCCAUGAUCCUUGGAAAUAUAUCUUCCAAGUACCGUCCAUCAUCAGUUAGACAAGUGUUGGGAGUUUGUUUAUUUUUCUCUGUUAGCAACAACGAUGGGUUACGUGGAGCCAUCAGACCUCCUUCUGGCCUCCCUUGUGAUUGAUGGCAUGUGUUUGUAGAAUGGAUAGCUGAGGUUGGCAGAUGGCUGGACAGGAAUCACCUUUGAUUUAAAAUGUAUGUGGCCCCAUAAUGAUGGAGACCCUGUUCUGUAAUCAACUGAGCUAGUUCCAAUAAAGUUAAGCAGGUUUGAAUCCACUUUGUGCCUAUCUUUUCACUGAUAAUAAAGUUAGCUAUUUUAAAAUGCAA